Molecule: messenger RNA, 1740 nt
Organism: Myripristis murdjan (pinecone soldierfish)
Lineage: Eukaryota; Metazoa; Chordata; Actinopteri; Holocentriformes; Holocentridae
Product: proline-rich transmembrane protein 1
Exons: 3
Coding region: 219-758 (179 amino acids)
Cellular component (GO): membrane
Source: RefSeq, a predicted model, not a curated record
UUGUUCUGGCGGACUUGACAUUGGUGAGAGAAACAUCAAUUAUAAAUCGCUCCCUUUUCACGUCAGGGACACGCAUCGCGGGAGAAAACUCACUAUUUGACGCUGGAAAUUUAUUAUUAACAAAAAACCACAACGAGGCGCCUGACGACAGGGAUAAAAAGUGACAGGGAGAAACUGUAAACCAAACCAGCCAGCAAAGGAACACCAAGUGCCGCAGAAUGGACUCCAGCAAGUUGCCCAGCGCUCCUCCGACGGACUGGAGCUCAGAUGAGAAAUCGCGGCAGCCGCAGAUGGGACAGCCAGCUCCGCCACCAUACGAGGACUACCCCCAGUAUCCCAACCCUGGAUAUCCCGGCCAGGCGUACCCACCAUACCCGCAGGGCUACGGAAACCCAGCACAGCCUCUGGGUGUAAAUUAUGGACAACAACCAUACGGCAUGGCCGCUGGGAUGCAGCAUCCAGGACAACCGGGGGCUGUCGCUGUCACCAUGCAGCCGACCCGGUGCCCGCUGACUAACCCAGCCAACGACUACUUGGGCUACUCCAUCUUCACCCUGUUGUGCUGCUGUCUGCCUCUUGGAAUAGCAGCCCUCAUCUACUCCAUCUUAACCCGCGAUGCAAACUAUGCUGGGGACCAGAUGGCGGCCGAGCGGAACAGCAGGAUGGCCAGGUUACUGAACCACGUGGGCCUGGGAAUUGGCCUAGCCGUCUUGAUCUUGACAAUUGUCUAUGUCGCUGUAGUGGUCUCAGCCCACUAAUACUAUUUCCACAUCUUUCCUGUAGUCCCAAGAAUAGAUUUUAUUAGAAUUUGGUACACCUGAAAGAAAAACAAAAUCACAAUUGGUCAAAGUGCCGAUGGAAAUGUAUCAGUUUAUCACCAGUAACAUUACACAUUAAUUAUGUAUUUGGAUAAAUUCAUUUCAGGUUGCAAAAUGGAGUGGAUAGUUCCUCUCCCCUACCUCUGAAUUGACUCACUGAUUAUACACACACACACACACACACAAACUAUAUACACAUACAAUCUUGUCUUUCUAACCUUUGUUAUGACAUUAUAUUGACUUCCAUUCAUUUUUUACAGCCUUCUACUGCCGCACCUUAACUUGAACUUAAACCUAAGUGUAACCUUAAGCCUAACCUGCACCAAUAAGCCAGGGUUUGCUUUUGUAGUUGUGAAGACUGGCCACAGUGUCCUCACUUCAUAAAAAUGUCCUCAUUCUGUUGAUUAAAAAUGCAUUCCGGUCAUCACUAUGUAGCAAGUACACACACAUACACGCACACCACACACAUGCACACACACACGCAAAUACAUACACAAAUGGCAAAAGGGAGCAACUGCAACAUUUCCAAAGAUGCCUUUUUCAUUGGGACUCAGUGUGUUGCUUUGUGUUAUCACACACGGUACCUAAACCCGGUGCAAGUUUGUAUGACAUGUAAAAUGUCGUUUAAUAACUUUGAUGCCUUAAAAGUAAGCAAAUGUUUAUCUGAAGAGUUCAGCUUUAUGCUCAGUGUUGUUCCACCAGACAAGCACGGUUGAGCCGUUACCCGAAGCAAAUCUUUUUGUGUUCAGUCUGUUCAAACUGUACAAUUUUGUGAAAGUAGUAUUGGAUUAUCUAUCAUCUGGCAGAGUGUUGUUUGUCAUGCCUUGAUGUUCUUUUCAUAAUCAAAACUGAGAAGGGAAGAUUUCACUGCAUAUACAUUUUCUUUACAAAUAAAGUUAAAAGUGCUAUAUCAAAAGAAUAA